Molecule: messenger RNA, 2468 nt
Organism: Varroa destructor (honeybee mite)
Lineage: Eukaryota; Metazoa; Arthropoda; Arachnida; Mesostigmata; Varroidae
Product: protein Wnt-4-like
Biological process (GO): multicellular organism development; canonical Wnt signaling pathway; neuron differentiation
Cellular component (GO): extracellular region
Molecular function (GO): frizzled binding; cytokine activity
Source: RefSeq, a predicted model, not a curated record
CGAAGACUAAGUACUCCGAGAUUCCUAGGUCCGAAGAUUGAGUGAAAGAAAAUUUGUGUUAGACACACUGAUUAAACAUCUUCAUUGUAGACAGAAGAAGUUGUAAGUAGUGGAUGUCGUUUGGUCUAUUUGAAGGUGUUAGGAGUGGUACAGAAAUGCAUCGGCCGGGAUGGACUGUUGUGGCGGUUAUCGUACUCGAAUUAAGUCAUAGCUCGCAUGCUAAUUGGUGGUACUUGGGAAUGCCGUCGGCCCUGGAUGAGACGUCCCUUCCGGCUGCAGCGUCUUUCGAUGAUUUUUGCAGACAUCAUCUAAGCCCUGCAAUAAAACACAGCAGCAGGGAUAUCUGCUCUCUCAAACGGCCAACAUUGGAAACUAUAGGCCGCGGUGCUCAAAUGGGUAUCGAAGAAUGCCAACGACAGUUUCGCAUGAGUCGAUGGAACUGCUCGACGCAACCGGAGGACACGAAGGUCUUUGGAGGUGUCUUGAGUAUCAAUAGUCGGGAGAAGGCGUUCGUGCACGCGAUAUCCUCUGCGGGAGUCGCGUACUCAAUUACGCGCGCGUGCAGCCGCGGUGAGUUGCAUGAGUGUGGCUGCGACUCCGCCAUUCGCUCGAAAGGCACUCGCGGCCGCUGGCAAUGGGGUGGCUGCUCCGAAGAUGUCGCUUAUGGCGCUCGAUUCUCCAGGGAUUUUGUGGACGUAGGAGAAGAUACAGGCAGCGCACAAGGUCUCAUGAAUCUUCAUAAUAACGAGGCAGGCCGAAAAGCUCUCCGUAAUAAUCUGGAAUUAGCCUGCAAAUGUCACGGUGUCUCAGGCUCUUGCUCACUGCAGGUGUGCUGGAGGCGUCUCAAGGAGUUUCGAGCCAUAGGGGAAGAGCUGAUGCAGCGUUAUGAUGGGGCAACUCAGGUGCAAGCUUCACUGAGUCGAGGCAGGGCAAAACUGAAGCCAGUAAUGCGCGAAGUGAAACGGCCUGGCAAAAAGGAUCUCGUCUACAUCGACGAUAGCCCGGACUACUGCCAAAAGAAUGAAACGCUAGGCGUGUAUGGCACUAGCGGACGAGCUUGUAACGCCUCAAGCUACGGACUUGACGGAUGCCGUCUGCUGUGUUGCGGACGGGGCUACGUGACCAUCGUACGAGAAGUUGAUGAGAAAUGUAACUGCAAGUUUGUGUGGUGCUGUGAGGUUAAGUGCGAAACCUGUCGAGUCAAGAAGGUUGAACACUUCUGCAAGUGAUAAACGAAGUGGCCCUCAGAGAAAUUCCCACAUUACACUGAUAUGCUAUAAUGCGAAGAUAAAUAUUUCCAACUGAAACUGACAUAACCUAGAAGAAGUUUACUAGCGGCUAACUUAAACCGAUUACAAGACUAGAUAAUCAGAUUAGUGAACACCAAUCUGAUGUAAAAUAGGCGACAACUCACAAAAAGGCACAAUAUCAGGCCCGCAUGCGUCGCAUUAUACCGUUAACAGCCUGAUCGACUAGAAGCGGCCACACAUCCAACGACCUUUUUUCUAAGUUGAUGUCGGUGACUCACAGAUAUUUAGACUCAUCACACAAACUCUUUGUCGUCAGGGCUAGAUUUGUGUAAGUUUCAAUGUCGGUCAGUUGAAACCCGUAUUCCAUGAAAAAUUUCUUAAUCAUAUUUCAAGCAGUCGGAAAAAACCAUAUGGUAAACUUCUUUAGAUCACACGAACUUAUUUUGCCACAAAUUUGCUUUGAGUCGACACCUUUCUAAAAUUAAGGAUAUUUAAGUUUUAUCAGAACAGUCUAAUUAUAAGUAGUCAUUUCCUACGUGCUCAGUAUUCGAUUCAAGCGAUCAUUAACAACUAGCGAACUACUGAGCUUGAUAUUAGCAAACGAACCACAUCUGAAAAGGAAGUAUCUUUUGAACUUUAUCAGAACGCGAGGUCUACUUUACCAGGCUUCAAUGGCCUCACGCUUUUCGACGAGUUUAUCUCUGUUGAAAUGUUGCAACUGUUGCAAUAUACAAUAAGCAUACAAUUUCCAAAUACUACCGAAGCAGCACAUAUCCAUAUCAAUCACUUUGAUUGUUCUGCAUAGCGUUCCUUCAUUUUAUUUCAACAUUCCACUAUUUCCAUAUAUAUAUAUAUAUAUAUAUAUAUAUAUAUAUAUAUAUCUGUGAAUGAUGUAAAAAAAAUCAAAAUUAUUACAUAGUCUGCUUGUCGGCCUAUGUGUGGGCCAUUCAUGUAGUCUAUGCAAAAAAAGAGUGUCCAGCGUAGCGCCAUUUUGAAAAUUGUCUUUACGAUACGAUUUAUAUAUGAUACGUUAAAUUCUCGUUCGCGGUCAGUUGGACGAAGUAUACAGUACUAUAGCAAAUCACAUAUUAAUUUUAUACGGUACGAGCAUUAUCACCCGUAGUGUAUGUGACGUAAUCACUUCCAGCAACAUUUGACCUGCCAUUAGAUAAAUCGUAAAUUGGAAAAAGGACCGAAGUGGGACUCAUCGAUUUGACA